GCUAGACCUAUUAGAAGUGUGCACGGGCACUUCUUACCAGCACUUUGUACCGAAAGGCCUUUCGUAAAACUGACUGUCUUUUCGUUAGCUUCUGUCAAAAGCGGUAGCUUCUUUCGGAGCAAAAGUUUGUUAAAAUGCAGUUUUGACAACUUUGCAACCGAGUUACCGGUUUUAACGCCACAUUUAAAACGUCGAAAUGGCCCGUUUAGUAGCUUUUCUAGCCAUUUUGUCCGUGCUGUGUUCUACAGUAUACGCUCUACCACUCGACUGCCUUAGGCGUGAGCUUGAACAGUUGGACAAGCUUCACGAAAGGGUACAGACAUAUGACGAUAUCGAUCUGCGUGAUGAUGACGGCCCGGACGUGGCAGUGAUCUCUACAAGACAAGAAUUAAGAACCAGGACCUACCUCCUGCUGAAAGACCUGGAACGGAUUGUGGAAGCCACAAAGACGCACCAUGGAAAAUCAGCUGAGAAUGCGCCUACUGAACUGGAAAUGUACAAAAAUGAAGAGGAAAUGGUCGAUUUCCAGGGCUUCAGUGACAAGGAAGAAAGUAUGGAAGAUGUGAAAACUAGCCUUGAUCAUCUUGACGAAGCUGUAAAACCACAAGAUGAAGAAUCAGAGAGUAAACUGCUGAACGACGCUUAUUCUGUGGAGGUUACGACUGACUGUACGGAGUCAACGUCGGUCCCGGGAGAAACUACCAAAGAAACAAUCUUGAAUGAGGAAGAUGCAGAAAUGAAACAAGAGAUGUUCUCUGAGAAUGAGGAAGAGAUGCCGGGAAAUGAUACGGGGUACACUGAGGCAGACAUGGGUGGAGCUGAGGUUCAUGCAGACGAGACUGCGUCAGGAAAGGACAACGUUAUAGCUACAGAACAGGAGACGAAUACAGAACAAGAGACGGCUACAGUUGAAGAAAUGGCUACAGAAGAAGAAGAGACUGCCCCAGAAGAAGAGACGGCUACAGAAGAAGCGAUUUCUACAGAAGAAGAGACUGCUACAGAAAAAGAGACGGCUACCGUUGAAGAGACGGCUACAGAAGAAGAGACUGUCCCAGAAGAAGAGACCACAACAGAAGCAGGAAUCGUCGCAGAACAAGAGACUGCUACAGAAAAGGAAUCUCCAACAGAACAGGAGGCUGAUACAGAACAGGAGGCUGACACAGAACAAGAGGCGGAUACAGAACAAGAGGCUGAUACAGAACAGGAGGCUCAUACCGAACAGAAGGCUGAUACAGAACAGGAGGAGGCUGACACAGAACAAGAGGCUGAUACAGAAGAGGAGGCUGACACAGAACAAGAGGCUGAUACAGAACAGGAUGCUGAUACAGAACAGGAAACUGACACAGAACAAGAGGCUGAUACAGAACAGGAGGCUGACACAGAACAGGAGGCUGAUACAGAACAGGAGGCUGAUACAGAACAGGAGGCUGACACAGAACAAGAGGCUGGUACAGAACAAGAGGCUGACACAGAACAAGAGGCUGAUACAGAACAGGAGGCUGAUACAGAACAAGAGGCUGAUACAGAACAGGAUGCUGAUACAGAACAGGAAACUGACACAGAACAAGAGGCUGGUACAGAACAAGAGGCUGACACAGAACAAGAGGCUGAUACAGAAGAGGAGGCUGACACAGAACAAGAGGCUGAUACAGAACAGGAUGCUGAUACAGAACAGGAAACUGACACAGAACAAGAGGCUGAUACAGAACAAGAGGCUGACACAGAACAGGAGGCUGAUACAGAACAGGAGGCUGAUACAGAACAGGAGGCUGACACAGAACAAGAGGCGGAUACAGAACAAGAGGCGGAUACAGAACAAGAGGCUGAUACAGAACAGGCUGAUACAGAACAGGAGGCUGAUACAGAACAAGAGACUGACACAGAACAGGAGGCUGAUACAGAACAAGAGGCUGAUACAGAACAGGAGGCUGAUACAGAACAGGAGGCUGAUACAGAACAGGAAACUGACACAGAACAAGAGACUGAUACAGAACAGGAGGCUGACACAGAACAGGAGGCUGAUACAGAACAGGAGGCUGAUACAGAACAGGAGGCGGAUACAGAACAGGAGACUGGUAUAGAAGGUGGGGCUGAUACAGAUGCAAAUGAAGAGUUCCCCGCAGAUGGUGGAGAUACCGCUGAAAUGGCCGUUGAAGAAUUAGAAGCCGCUGCCAAGGAGCAGCUUUCGGAUCAGGAGUCCGCCACAGAAGCAGCUAGUGAAGUGCCUACAAGUGAGACAAAGGGAGAAACCACUGAUGACGAUGGGGGUGUUGCGGAAGAGUCUACCACAGACGACGAGGAUGUUGCUGAAGAGAUGAUAAAAGAAGAUGAAGAAGACACCAAUACAGAGGAGGAGACAGCAGAAAGGGAUGAUGCGGAAGAAUUGGAAGCUACCACAGGCGAACAAAAAGAGACUACAACAGAAGACAAAGACCCAAAAAAGGAUAUUACAGUGGACGAAACUUCUGCAAACGAAGAUGAGUUUCCAAAGUUGCUGAAGGAGUCCAUGCAGGUGUUGAAGGACCUUGUUAGCAAGAUGAAGGGCGACAAGACGACCCGGUAGUCACUCAUACGGUAGUCUGUCACUCUAUAGUCUGUUGGAAAGGUCUUGGAUAAACCAUACUCUGGCUAGGAAGACUACAACAGUAUGUUUGUAAUUCAUGUAUAUUGUACAGAACACCCACGCUGUAGCUUAAGGCCUCCGACAUAAAAACCAUCAACAGUGGAUUGAUUGUAUUCAACGAAGAACAGUUAACGCUACAUCACCUUUAUCCGCGGAGUAUAUUGCAAUUUGAAAUCCCCUGAUAAACAUUGGAUAUAGAUUACUACACGAGUAAAGGUAAACUAGCAUUAAGACUGUUUCAGAGCACCAUUUUAUAUACUCUCGUAUAAAGAUGCUACCUUAAAAAGCCUGUACUGCGUAGAAGAGUGCAUUCAAUUGUACAUUGUUGUUGUGUUGCUUUGAUUUCUUUGCGUGUAAUGUUUGCCGUUUUAUUUUGUGAAUUUCUUUCAAUAUAUGGCACUAUUUCUGUGAUUGAUUCCCUUUUCGUACCUUGUCAGUAAAAUGAACCUGAUGAGUCUGACUUGGAUAUAAAAGCUCCACUAGUAAGAUUAUCUAACCUGUGCCUUCAUGUAAAAAUGUAUGUUUCAGUGCUGUGUAUAUAAACUGCAAACGAAAUGUUCUUGUGUUACAAUACGUACAACUAUGAGACCUGCAAGUCCAUUUGAGCUUCCGAUCUGAGCUUCUCAUGAAUAAACAAAGGUUCAAACAAAAUC
Messenger RNA from Branchiostoma floridae (Florida lancelet), 3276 nucleotides. Its product is annotated as serine-aspartate repeat-containing protein I-like. The transcript has 6 exons. Lineage: Eukaryota; Metazoa; Chordata; Leptocardii; Amphioxiformes; Branchiostomatidae. The record is from RefSeq and is a predicted model, not a curated record. The coding region runs from base 197 to 2563 and encodes 788 amino acids.